AGAAAUCAAAAUUUUCAUUCAGGUUUAUAUUUAAUUUACAAAUUAAAUUAUUGAAAUAAUAAAGGAAAUCUUGUGUACUGCGGUUUUUUUGGAAAAUGACUUGACUUUCACAAUUUUUUGAUAACUCAUAUUAUUCUAAAUCGAUAUGGAACCAGCUAAUCAAGAACCAUUAACGAAAAAAGGAAAAAGACCAAAAUCAGCCACAAAAUAUCCAAAAAGGAUGCCAACUUAUGUCGUAGCAUUUGAAAUGCAGGAGUUGCAUGAUGCUCCUUUUAACCCUCAUCAGAUUACUCAAAUACACAAUGUGGAUAGCACGAACUCGAUUUCACCAUCAAGCUCCAAUAACUCAACAAAAACAUUCACUAUAACUCCGACUGAAAAUUCUUCUCGAGUUUUAGAUAUACCAAUUAUAAGCGAAGUAAAAAUUGAUAUUUUAGACGAAAACCAAUGCGGAGAUAUGGAAAAGAGAUCGCCUCAACUAAGCAGCUACAUUCUAGUGGGCAAUAGAUUGGCAGAUGAAAAACCCGAAAUAAUAUUCAACGCUACAAAACAUGGCAAAAGAUGUAAAGACAGCAACAAGUUGCCAAGAAAGAAAUUAAAGAAAAAUAAACACAUCGCCAAGUUCAAGAACAUACAUUUUAAAUACAAAAAUCCUAAAAAGAAUAUCAGAAGACGACUAAAGAAGUAUUAUCGAAAAGCUAAGAUGGGUUCACGUGCAAUAUCAAAAGUUGUUUCCAGAUCUUUAUUGAAGAAAGUAUUAGCUAAAGAAAAUCUUCUAGAUGAAUGCGAUGAUGAUUGUAUUUGUGAUGGUGAUGAUUCCCUCAAUUCUUCACCAUCAACCACGAAGAAGUCAUUUAUUAGCUACGCAAGCCAUAAAACGUUAAGACCUAUAAGUUCUACAUCAUCAAGGGCUGAUGAUUUUAACAGCAUAAAAACUGUGAACUCUGUAAUCCAAGUUUCCUCAGACAUAAUAACUUCUAAUUCAGAUUCCACACCUUAUCACACAAAUAUCAUCGAUUUAGCUGUGGCUGUAACUUUUAGUGGAACGAAACCAAAUGAUAACCAAUUUAUUGCCAACAGUUGUGAGACAAUAAUUAUGCACAAGGAGAAUUUAACCAGCGAUGAAAUGUUUUUGCAGCCUGAUAUUAGUCUAACUUCAAAACCACCGUCACAGCAGAAUAACUUUAAAAUUGAAAUCAGUAAUCUGUCUCCUACGGAUCAGAACGAGGACAACAUGAGUCACGACACUCUGAUUGGCGAAAGGACAUCUGUUUUAGUAUCCAGUGAUGAAAAUUUCGUUAUUGCUCGAACUAGCUCUGAUUUUAAUAAAUUGAGUAUAACUUCUAAUUAUACGUACACUUCAAAUUCAGAUACAACGCUGCGUAAUGAAACUUUGCCUCCCGAUUUGCCUACUAAGGAAGAACUUGCUAGGAGAACUGCUAUUUUAGACAAGGUGAUAAACCUUGGAUAUUAUCCAGUAAUCACACCUUCCACUAGCUCUGAUGCAAAUAUUAAAUUAAACGAUGUCAUAGUUACAGAUAAUUUAAAAAGAUAUCCAAAAAACAAAGGGGACGAGGUCGAAAUAGAUUUACACACGAAUAUGUUGAAGCUGAAAAAAUCGUAUGAAAUAGAAAAAUUGACAUGCCUCCAAAAAAACAUCAGUUUACCUAAUGACAUAACAAUUAAAGCCAAAAUCAAGGAAUCGGAAAAAUCACAAAAACGAUCGUGUGCUGACGAGGUUAGGGUUAAAUAUCCUACAGAUAUGAAUGAUAUGUGGGAACGUCUGACAUUAGUAUUAGAUUUGGCUGUAAAGAGAUUGGAGGAAACCCUAGCUGAGAAAAUUGUUAACGAUAUAAAACGAUUAUCGGUCUUUAACCAAAAUGAAAGUAAAAUAUUGAAACUGGAUAACCAAAUGGACAGUUCCACUCUUACACAAAUAAAUUGUGAGCGCCCUACACCACACAUGGUCCACAAAGAAGUAUUUGUAGCACAAAACAUUUUGAAAGAAGACAUCGAUGGAAGUGUGCAGUGUAAUCUAGUACAGAAUCAAGUAAUAGAUCAAUUGAUGUUUAAACUAAGCAUUGAAGGACCAAAGCCAGUUUCAGACGUUUCUAUAAAGAAAUUGAAGAAGACAGAAAUAGUAAAGGAUUAUUUUGAAAUUUUAAAGCCUCCAGCUACUGCUAGCGUUGCUAUGGAGGCGGGUAGAGGUGACAUAGUAACGGUUUCUACUGCGACUGAAGAAAUCUAUGCUUCAGAGAAGAUUUGCCGUCUGAAGGGGAUGCUGAAUGCUUCUAUGACAUUCUUGAGAGAGAACAUGUUCAUAAUUACUAGUGUGCCUACGUUUUUCAUUGUUAUGUUGUGUUUCUAUGGCAUUAUUGUAAUUACUCUGAAGACUUGGUAG
Spodoptera litura is the source of this 2401-nucleotide messenger RNA. RefSeq lists its product as uncharacterized. Lineage: Eukaryota; Metazoa; Arthropoda; Insecta; Lepidoptera; Noctuidae. The record is from RefSeq and is a predicted model, not a curated record.